Nannospalax galili (Upper Galilee mountains blind mole rat) is the source of this 1764-nucleotide messenger RNA. RefSeq lists its product as uncharacterized. The transcript has 3 exons. NCBI's taxonomy places the organism in Eukaryota, Metazoa, Chordata, Mammalia, Rodentia, Spalacidae. The coding region runs from base 365 to 1132 and encodes 255 amino acids. The record is from RefSeq and is a predicted model, not a curated record.
UACAUUUUACUCGCCUGAAGGAGACUGUGGACACAUGGAACAUGGCUAUAUGGAACAUGGCUGUGCCUUCUGAAGCCAGUCCCAAGCCAAAAUUAACAGGAUGGCCAGGACCCUUGGCAGGGAAGAAGAAGCCAAGAGCAAUCCCAAGAGGCCAGGGGGCACUUCCCCCUUGGAAGAAGGACAAACUCUAAAAACAGGGCUCCAUUUUGUCAUUGUUUAAGUGGAAAUUAUGUCACCACAACUGAUCUCACACGGUCACUGGGAGGAUCCAUCCAUUCCUUCAGUAAAUACAUAAUGGAGCUGGGAGUGACAAGUGCUGGGAUGUGCAGCAGGACAGGAGGAAAUCCCUGCCUGCCAGGAGCAUAUGAUGCAGCGAGGAGACAUGAUCAAGCAAUGGAAAUGGAGUGCAGAGGGUCAGAAGAUUAGAACGAGGAAGGGAAAAAGAAAACAAGGAAAGAAGGGAGAGAGAAGAAAGGAAGGAAAAACUAAGGAAAGGAAUGGAAGAAACGAAGUGGGGCAGAUGAGAAGAUAUGCCAGACACGGAAAAGGCGAAAACAGGAGCAGCAAGAAUGAAAAGGAUGCAGGGAAGGGAAGGGAAGGGACGCGACUGCGCAGCCUGCGGACCACUUUCUCCCUGGGGGCGUGGCUUCUCGUGACGACACUGCGCCGCGCCGCCGCCCCCGGCCUGCUUCCCGGCCUUGCGAAAUCUCUGGGCGCGCUCGUGGCCGCUGGCCCGGCCGGCCCGGCGCUCCCUGGGUGGUUGCGAGUCCUUCGACCUCUGGCCCUCGGCCCAACCAGCCCCGGCGGCGGCAGAGCGGUAAUUGCCCUGAGACGCGGCGCUUUUCCGGGCGGGUUGUGCAAGGCCGCGAGAGCGGGGCCCGGGGCAGGGGCUCUCACGUCUCGCCCGCCAAGCUUGCGCGGGCCUCCCCGCCUCCGUCCUCGCCGGGACCUGCCACCAGCGGGGGUGAACAGGAUCCUGAACUCUGGGUCCGCGGCCUUGGCUGUUGUGAGCAUUAGAGACACCACGGAGAGCCCUAGGACGGCAGCGGAGGCCACGUUCACGUUCUGUGCGCCUGGCUGGCCGUGGUCCCCGCGCUGCCCGUCAAGACUGGAAUUGGGAUGGGGAUGCUGAGCGAGGUGCCUGUGGUCCAGCCUGACUACCUAAAUUCAGCCCCUGGAAUCCUCAUGGUGGAAGAGAACUGGUUCCUGCAGGAGGUCAUGAGACCUAUAUACAUGCGGGACAGCUAGACACACAUACACACUCGCACACAAAACAAAAUAUAACCAAAAAAAGCUUUAAGAGACUGGAGUCUGACUGGGCAUGUGCACUCAGAGAGCAGAGGCAGGCAGAUCUCUGUGAGAUGGAGGCCAACCUGUCUAGAGAGCUCCAGGACAGCUGGGACUACAGGGAGUGACUAUCAAAAAAAAAAAGAGAAAAAAACCUACAAAAAGACUGGGUACAAACUGCUUCUGCCACUUGAUUCUUUUUGGAUGACCUUGGAGCUAUGCCUCCCUUCUCUGACCUUGGCUUUUAUCUCCUGUAAUUGGGUGAUGAUGGUCCAGGCUUCAUCAAUCUGUUAAUUUAAAUGGGAUGAUACCUGAAAAAGUUCGAGGUAUGCGGGCGUCCUGACGACCGGCGCCUUUAAUACCAGUACUUGUGAUUGAGGCCAGCCUGGUCUAAAUAUCGAGUCCCAGGCCAUCUGGGGCUACAAGGAGACUGUCUCAAAAAGACGAAAAAAAAGCUGGGUGUAGUGGUGGCAUGCC